CAAGGGGCCUGAGAACGAGUCUAUAUGUUGUUUAUAAAAUCUCUAUUCGGUAUCUGAGGCGCAUUCCUUUGCUUGGACGCAACAUUACGCAAUACAAUGAGUGGAGAAAAGCAUGUGAAAGUUAUCUUCAACGGUGAAGACAAGGGGCAAAUCAAGUUACCUCGCCCAGAUAUUGUUGAUGUCAAGGGAGUAAUAUGCAAGCGAUUUGGUGUCCAGUCUGACGUAUCCAUAGUUGCCCGCAUUGUACCUGAAGGGGCUCGCCAGGAAGAGUACGUGAUCUCAUCUAGCGCUGACCUUCAGGAUCUAUGGGAGGACCUCACAGAACUCCACAUCACUGACAAACGGACUGAUUCGGGUGAAAUAACGUUGACCGAAGGCUUGCGGGUGAUAUUCAACAACGACCGUGAAGACGUGAAACGUAUCACGUUCACUCGCAAUGACAUUGAGGACAUCAAGAAGGUCAUCUGCGAGCGGUUCUUUGCCGAGAAGGUUUCUUUGCUUGCCAUCAUCAAGGGAGACAACGACAAGUAUUCUAUUUCAACCAACGACGACGUCAAGGAAAUGUGGAAGAGCAUCGUUGAAUUGCAUGUCACUGGCAAAAAGAAAAGGUUGGACAUCGAUAUGAUAGUGGCGAUCAAUAGGGAACGGCAUUCCAUUGAUGUAAUUCCUAACCCAAGUACUGAUGUCGUCCUAAAGGCGCGACAAGAGUUGGGAAUCAUCGACGACUUGGUGCAGAUUGACAAGACCUUCAGGAGAAUGGGUGCCAUCGCUAACAUCUGCUACUUUGCCGCCGUUGCCACUGGGAAUCAGGAUUUACAGUUGGGGACAAAAAAUCUUGGAUUCAGCGCCAUCGAAAUUUGCCGUGCCGCCGAUAAUAUGUUUGAGAGUUAUGUCAAUACUAGCACGACUGUGAAUGAGACGUUCCACACCGCUAUCAUCUACCUGUUGGAGAACGACUACGACAGAGCACUCAGAAUGAUUUCUUCUUUGGAAGGUGCGACUCAAGAAUGUACAGACAAGACAAAGACGCUGAUUGCCAAGAUCGAUAAAGUCUCUGAGAGCAAGAUCCUCUCCGAUGAAACGAGACGAAUGAUAAUGGAAGAAAGAGAAAAGGCCGAGCUGUUGGAGAAAGAACAGGAGAAGAAACGAUUAGAGUUAAAGCACGUUCAGUCAGAGAUCAGGGAAUUAGGGACUAAACCAGGAGCAGUCAAGCCAUUUCUGCAUGUGUUAGUGUCAAACUUCUUUCGUGCUGCGAAUGUUGUUGUUGGAGCUGUGACAAGUUCUGAGCCCAAGUUUCUCCUGGCAACUGGAAAGGGGCUAUUAGGUUAUGCGGCGGAAAAGGAAGAAGAUGAAGAGAAGAAAAAGGAUGAAACACGUAUGAGAGAGGAGAAAAAACGCAAAAACAAGCAGGAUGCCGAGAAGCAGCUAAGCCGUGACCUGCGGGAUCUGCAGAAAGAUAUCGAAGAGGCCGAGAAAAAUGAUAGGUGUCUCCACAUUCUUGGUGGCGAACUCUUCAAGAUGAAGUUGGAUUUAAAAACCAUGAAGAGCUUCUUCGAAGAUUUCCUGUUGUUUUGCCAGGCAAUUAAGAUGGCCGAAAAUCAGUUGAAUGCAAAUGUGGGACCCUGUCAGACGGCUAAGGGAGGAGAGGUGGCGAAGGUCAACUGCAGUGAACUAUUUGAAGCUCCAGGAUUCAAGCAGCAACUGGUUAACUACAUGGCAAAGUGGGUGGCGAUCAAAGAGGUUUGUCUGGAGUGUCGAGGCACACUGAAGAAGACCGAGCUACAGCUCCAUGAUCACAUCGAGAAGAACCCGACCAAGGAAGAGGCAAGGCGUGACAUCAAUUCGAUGGUUGAUGACAUGAGGGAGAACCUGUGAGCGGCAAGAAUCGCAGCUGGAUCGAAUGAA
This is a messenger RNA of Lineus longissimus, 1905 nucleotides long. RefSeq lists its product as uncharacterized. The record is from RefSeq and is a predicted model, not a curated record. Lineage: Eukaryota; Metazoa; Nemertea; Pilidiophora; Heteronemertea; Lineidae. The transcript has 5 exons. Bases 97 to 1875 code for a protein of 592 amino acids.